This is a messenger RNA of Glossina fuscipes, 1009 nucleotides long. Its product is annotated as 23 kDa integral membrane protein. The record is from RefSeq and is a predicted model, not a curated record. Lineage: Eukaryota; Metazoa; Arthropoda; Insecta; Diptera; Glossinidae. The transcript is spliced from 5 exons. Gene Ontology annotation, cellular component: membrane. Bases 145 to 828 code for a protein of 227 amino acids.
GGCAGUCAAGGCAGUGUCUGUGCCUGUUAAAGCUUAGAUAGAAAAAGUAAAGCAAGUGCUCUUAAAAAAAGUUUUUGUGUGUUUGUGGCAGUAAGUUGCUCAAGAGAAUUUUUUUGGUGAUAAAAGAAAAUAAACUCGAAUAAAAUGGAUUGCGGCACAACUGCUGUUAAAUAUGUUCUUUUUGUAUUCAAUACAAUAGUUUCGAUUAUUGGUAUCGUUGCUAUUUGUUAUGGGGUUAUUGUACUGAACAGUGUCAAUGCUGUGGAAAUUGAUGGUACAGUACAUUUUCCGCCUCAAGCCAUAGUUCCUGUUGGAUUAAUUACAAUUGGUUCGAUUGUUGUUUUGAUUUCUUUUUGCGGUUGUUGCGGCGCCAUUCGUGAAAAUGUUACCGAGACCAUGUGCUAUGCGAUCUUUAUGUUUAUAUUGCUUAUACUACAAUCGGUUGUCCUUGUUUUGUUAUGGACUAAUAAAGAGAAAAUCAGCGAUGCCAUGGGUCAAGUAAUUGAGAGUGCUUGGGAACGUGAAUCACGUGAGGCGGGUGUUUUUGAAGCUAUUCAAAAAUCGUUGAAAUGUUGCGGCGUUAAUGGAGUAAUUGAUUAUGGUGCGAUUCUUAAACUGCCACCACCAAGUUGCUGCGAGAAUGAUUCGUGUAUUACUACUAACUUUUAUGGUGGUUGCCGCCGGAAGUUCAUUGAUUUAGUAACCGGUAGCACUGAUAAUGCCAAAUACUUUAGCCUGGGUUUAAUCGCCGUUGAGCUCAUUGGAUUCAUUUUCGCCUGUUGCUUAGCUAAUAAUAUUCGUAAUUAUAAACGCCGAAAUAUUUAUUAAAUAAGUUUUUUAUAAACAUAAACAUUGUAACUGAUGUCCAAGACGGUUACAAUGGCCAUUAAUAUAAUAAUAUGCAACGCAUACUACCGAAAAAAAAAAUAAAAUUAAAACAAAAUAAAUAAUUUGUUGCAUAGUUCCCAUAGCUACCUGUUUACACAAUAAAUCAAAUUUAACCUCAAAC